GUUUGACGUUUCGAAAGUUCAUCAGUAUAGACGCUGUGAAGUUUUUGUGUGGCGUGCAUUGUAAAAUAUACAUUAAAAUAUCAUUUUAAAGGUCCCCCAACUCUUCUAUUAGCGAAUCUACGAAGGAAUCACAUAAGAUUAAGAAGAAAAUAGUUCCUAGCUUGCCAGGUAUUUGACAAUGGUAGCGGAAAAAAAAGAACAAACUAAACAAGAUGAGGGGGAAGUUGUACCAAAGGCAGAAGGCAAAAAGGAACCGCCGACCCCGAAAAAACCCGCUCCAAAAAAAGGUCCAGCCACACGAAGAUCUGUCGCUGCCACAAAGAAAACGACACCCUCCCCCAAACAAGCAGCGCCCGCAAAAGAAGUUCAAAAGUCUCCUGAAAAGGUUGCGGAAGAACCAACGAAAAACGAAGACGUAAAAGAUCAGACAACAACAGACGAUGCUAAAUCUGAGGAAAAACAUGACGAAGAACCGGCGACUGAAAAUGGAAGCGAAGAGGUAAAAGUCGAAGAAUCAACCGUAACCACUGAAAAUGACGAAAGCGAUGCCAAACAGCCCGAAGAUUCUUCGACGUUAAUUUUAUCAGCUGAAGAAGAAGCUGAAAUCGCCGCUCAAACCAACGAGGACGCCGUGAAGACGACCGUGACGAAACCAAUCUCCAAAUCGCCUCCAACAAAAAAGGAAAACCAAAAGAACGUAUGGGUAUCCAAUUUGUCGCGCGGGAGCAAAGCGGCAGAGCUAAAGAAACUUUUCUCCGAAAAAUAUACGGUAGAGAGCGCGAAAAUCGUCACCAAUGGCAAAAGCUUUUUCGGCUACAUUUGCUUAGAGACUCCGGAAAUGGCGCAAACGUCUGCCAAAGAGUUGAACGGCUCUAUGUUUGCCGGCAAGAGUAUCACCGUGUCCUUGUCGAGGCCAGACGUGCGUAAAGCUGGUGCUACUGAUGCCAAACGCAGAGAAGAACGGCGGAGGGAAGCGCGCGCGGCCACAAAGAAAUCCGAUAAAAAACCUGAGAAAGACGGAGAGAAAACUGAAGAUUCCGAGCAAAAGGACGACGCUAGUAAAGAUGGCAAGGAGUCCGGUGUAGAAAAGGAUAAGUCCAAAGAAAAGAAAAAAGAAGAGAGCGAAGAAGAGAAGCAAUUUCGGCGCAGAGAGCAACGUUAUCAGCGUACAAUUCAGGAUUUAAGAGCGGACGUGAAACGUUUGACCACCGAGAUGCAAAAUAAUAGGAGACGUCUGACCGAGACCCUUAGACGAUUGGACAUGGAAAAGGAUAAAAAAUCCAGUAUGCGGAGGGAGUUGGAAUCGUUGGAGGGCCAGCUGAAGUCGGAACGCAGACGAUUUACGCAGGAGAUUGAACAAAUGGGGAAGAAAGCGAAGUUGGACGAAAUUAGGUAUCAGGAGAAUAGAGCCAUCUUGAAUAAAGAACUAGACGAAUGUCGAAAACUACGGGAAUUUUUGGAACGAAAAUCCGAGGAUAUGGGUCUAACCAGGUCUCACAGAGGCUCUUCCCCACGUAGGUCCGGUCCAUCCGGAAGGUCAAUGGAUAGAGGAUCUAAAGAUAUGCAUCGUUCCAGGGGCGGUCGCAGCCCUCCACCGCCCCCAAAAAUCAGACGUUCACGCGAUAGAAGUCCCCAUUCGUAUAAAGGGAGCAAAAAACCCCGCAUGGACGAACCGACCCAUCACGGGGGCAGCAGCAGUCACUAUGGCGGAUCACAAUCGUACUCUGGCAACUCGAAACCGAUGCCGUCGUUUUACAAUCAGGGCGGCGGACCUCCAAGGGGCGAACCGAUGUUCGUCACCACCUCUUAUCCUGACCAAAGAUUCAAUUCGGGGGGAUAUCAGCCGUCUUACCCUAUGGGAAAUCCGUCGCUUAUGUCCAGGCCUAUGGGGUAUCCCGGCUCUUCAGGAGGACCUAGAAAGUAUUGAAUAUUUUAGAAGUACAAUGUUGUAUGUGAAGUAAAAGUACUACUUAGGUGUUGUGCAAGUUGUAUUUUUAGGUUAGGUGAAGAGAUUUUUUUUGAGUUCUAUACUUUAAAAAUAUCUGUCAUUAAGGUACGGUAAGGUGUCUUAGCCAAUAAGAGUUUUAUUGGCUGUACUAUAUACUAAAUUUAGGUCUCAUAAAAAGUAAAUCCUUAGUCAUUUAUUUUACAUGUUUUGACGUAACGUAAUUAUUAGAAAAUAUAGGUUAUUGCAGUAAUUAGAAAAUUUUAGUUGCCAUUAGGUUUGCCCACGGCUAUAGAUUGUAGAGCAAAUGGUGUCACGAUUACUUCAGGAAAUAUAUUAUAGAAAUAUAUCAGCA
Anthonomus grandis grandis is the source of this 2300-nucleotide messenger RNA. Its product is annotated as scaffold attachment factor B1-like. Lineage: Eukaryota; Metazoa; Arthropoda; Insecta; Coleoptera; Curculionidae. The coding region runs from base 179 to 1927 and encodes 582 amino acids. Gene Ontology annotation, molecular function: mRNA binding. Gene Ontology annotation, cellular component: nucleus. The record is from RefSeq and is a predicted model, not a curated record. The transcript is spliced from 6 exons.